AUGUUUGAUGGCUUUAGCAACAAUAAAGGUAAACGAAGGUCUUUUUUUCGGUUUGGUUCUGAAAGUAAAAACAAUGACUCUGAAAAAUCCGUUAGAAAGCCAUCGGUGCCCUCUACAAUAAAGAAAUCAACAAAUAUCGCACGAACUUCGACGGCUGAAACUUCUGCCCCUGAUAUACCGCCAAGAAGUCCAAAUAGGAAUGCUCAUAGCAGGAGCCAUUCUAUCCAGGCACCAUUACAAAAGGAAACAUUAAAGAAUACUAAUCCAUUUUUGAAUGCUGAGGAUACCUUAGGAGAUUCUCUUGAAUUAACACAGUCCAAGGAAGCGUCAGGAAACGAUCACAAAGGAAUUGAAUAUUUACAAGAAAACAACAUCAUUGGGCAGAGAACCAACCCCUUCACAACAAGCGCAAAUUCAAAUGCACAUUUCUCCAAGAUAAAACGUUCGAGGCCUCCACCACCGCCUAUGGACAUGAAGUCAAUAACAACGUCAAUAAGCAACAAUACUACUAAGGAAGAAAUAGAGAGUAAUAAUGAUUCUGAGCGGGAUAGUAUUGCAAUCUCAUCCACCCACAAUCAACAUAGGCGGCAGCGUUCAGAAGCAGAAAAGUUGGUAGAUGAUAUUGAAAAUUACAUUAAUGAACACAAGGUAAGUUCCGGUAGCUCACUAUCCCUAGACACGUCUGAAAACUCAGAUACUAAAGCAUCGCAAGAUAAGUUGCCAGUAGAUGUCAUGGAAGCUCCCAUUUUGAGAAAUGUCAGCGCGGAGAGUUCCUUAAGCUACGUAAAACCACUUAUUGUGGAUAAUGAAGAAGUAAAUAAAGCAAGUAACGGAAAUUUAGUACAAUCAGAUCAUCUAAAAGAAUUUUCUUCGAAUCUGGAUGAUGGGGAUGAUAAAUUUUCCUUUAGUACAUCGGCUAGUGGUAAAUCCACCAAAAGCCUUCAGCAAGUUUCUAAAGACGAAUCUAGUGGUUUUAAAGCUGCACAUUUUGAUUUUGCAUAUAAAUCAAAUGAGCACCUUGGGAGUGAUGGAAGUAUUGCAAGCGCCAGAAAGCCUCUGCGGAUAACUAAUGAGAUUGAUAGCGGUUCUUCCAACGAGGAUGAUGAUGAUGGUCUUCAGGAAAAAGGUUUUGUGGAUAGUGAAAGUAAAGCAUUUAUAAAUUACGCAAGUGAUCAAGGCUCAUCUAUAAAAAAUGACGUCUCAACACAAGAGCCUGAGUUACCAAGUCAUCGUAGAAUAUUUAGGGUGGUUAAUGAAGAUCGCCCUAGUUUCUAUUUAAAUAGUGUAAACGAUACGGGCAGUCUAACCGACAAGCAUUCUUUUGACACUGCAUCAUCUGGUGAGUAUGAUGCCAAGUCAAACUUCUCUAGCCAGUCAGGACUUUCUAUAUCAAAAGGCUCUAAAUCAACUGUUUUGGCUGCUCUUGACUCAAACGGAAACACAAAAUCAUCAAAUAAAACAUCCGAGUUAAACAGUUUAAACUCCAUUUCAGAAAGUUUAGUGCCGGCUGCUCACUCGUUCAAUGAACACACAGUUACUAUCCCUGCAACGGUGGAUUUACCAAAUCCGGUACAUGAUGCCCCAAGCGAAAGAUCUGUCAAAUGUUCACCGUUAACAUCUGUCGUAUCGAACAAAUCGGAAAAGUCCGUGCCUUUGGUUUCUAGUUACGUAGAAGAACUGCGACUAAAGUAUUACAAGACUUCUAACUUUUUACAAGCGCCUCCUAACUUGCCGGUUGCUCUAAAACAAAAAAAUAAUUUGAUUCAACCCAAGAAUAUUAAGGUCAAGUUGAGGACAAGUUCUAAGCAAAUUGGUAUCAAGCAUGGUAAAGUUAAACAGAAAUUACUGGCGUUGGAGACAAGAAAUGAAGAAUCAGAUGGAACCGCUACAGGGCUGAAAAAUAAAAUCAAUGUUGACCACACAAAGGAAUUCCAUAAAUUGUUAGGGAAGGAAAAUGAAACUGGCUCUAUUUCAAAAAAAGAAGGCACUGACGCAGAACAAGCCGAAGACUACCUCAAGGACAUACCCGGUGAUGAAGCAUAUAACAGUGAUGAUAUAAUGGCGCCUUUACGAGAAAAAAGAGGGCAAAACGGUUCUGUUGAUUCCGUGUCAAGAUCUAACACGGUAGUCAGCUACUACACAAGGUCUCAGAACAGAAUGAGAAGUGGAACACUGGAUAAUGAUUACGUGAACAGACAAAAGCUUCCUACACAUAUCUCUCUUCAAGAUUAUCGUGAUGCUAAUGCUAGAAGUAAUAUAUCGCGUCAGGACUCUGUCUCCACAACGAACUCUGAUGUGGUAGACCUCAGCUAUUCUCUGGGGCAUGGCUUGCGUGUGGCAAACCCUGAUUCAGACCCAGAAUGA
Saccharomyces cerevisiae S288C is the source of this 2364-nucleotide messenger RNA. RefSeq lists its product as uncharacterized. Gene Ontology annotation, cellular component: cytoplasm. The record is from RefSeq and is marked reviewed. The coding region runs from base 1 to 2364 and encodes 787 amino acids. NCBI's taxonomy places the organism in Eukaryota, Fungi, Ascomycota, Saccharomycetes, Saccharomycetales, Saccharomycetaceae. The transcript has a single exon.